GUCAGACAGUUCACUGAUGCAUGCGAGAAGGAAAAGGUAGGAAGGACCGAUGAUGAUGAUGAUGAUGAUGAUGAUGAUGAUGAUGAUGUUGAUGAUGGUGAUGAUGAUGAUGAUGAUGAUGAUGAUGAUGAUGAUGAUGAUGAUGAUGAUGAUGAUGACUGGAGUUCAAAUAGCGAUCACGCACUUCAAAUAAACUGGCCUCCAGACGGUAGAGGCAUAUAA
Messenger RNA from Dibothriocephalus latus, 222 nucleotides. The record is from the annotation of a GenBank genome assembly. NCBI's taxonomy places the organism in Eukaryota, Metazoa, Platyhelminthes, Cestoda, Diphyllobothriidea, Diphyllobothriidae.